AUGAACAAGCUGUACAUCGGGAAUCUGAACGAGGGCGUCACCCCGGGGGACUUGGAGAGGGUCUUCGCCGACCACAAGAUCGCCUACAGCGGCCAGUUUCUGGUCAAGUCCGGCUACGCGUUUGUGGACUGUCCGAACGAGCAGUGGGCCAUGAGGGCCAUCGAAACUUUCUCCGGCAAAGUGGAGCUGCAGGGGAAACGUCUGGAGAUUGAACACUCAGUCCCCAAAAAGCAAAGGAGUCGGAAAAUUCAGAUCCGAAAUAUUCCCCCCCAGCUCCGGUGGGAGGUGCUGGACAGUUUGCUGGCUCAGUACGGGACCGUGGAGAACUGUGAACAAGUUUUCUACUUUUCUGUGAACACGGAGAGCGAGACAGCUGUAGUCAAUGUCACCUAUUCCAACCGGGAACAAACGCGGCAGGCCAUCUCGAAGUUGAACGGCCACCAGCUGGAGAGCCACACCUUGAAGGUCUCCUACAUCCCCGACGACCAGCCGGCCCAGGGCUCGGAGGGCGGGCGCCGGGGAGGCCUCGGCUCCCGGGGGGGCCCUGGGCGGGGGUCGCCCGGGGCGGCCGGAGCCCCGGCAAAGCAGCAGGCGGCCGACGUCCCCCUGCGCCUUCUGGUGCCCACCCAGUACGUGGGCGCCAUCAUUGGCAAGGAAGGGGCCACCAUCCGGAACAUCACCAAGCAGACCCAAUCCAAGAUCGACGUGCACAGGAAGGAGAACUCGGGGGCGGCGGAGAAGGCCAUCAGCAUCCAGUCCAGCCCCGGGGGCUGCUCUUCCGCCUGCAGGAUGAUCCUGGAAAUCAUGCACAAGGAAGCCAAGGACACCAAGACGGCUGACGAGGUGCCCCUGAAGGUCCUGGCACACAACAACUUCGUGGGGCGGCUGAUCGGGAAGGAGGGACGAAACCUGAAAAAGGUGGAGCAGGACACCGAUACCAAGAUCACCAUCUCCUCCCUUCAGGAUCUGACCCUGUACAACCCCGAGCGGACCAUCACAGUCAAGGGUUCCAUUGAGAACUGCAGCAGGGCCGAGCAGGAGAUCAUGAAGAAAGUGCGCGAGGCCUAUGAGAACGACGUGGCGGCCAUGAGCCUGCAGUCUCACCUGAUCCCUGGCCUCAACCUGGCUGCCGUGGGCCUCUUCCCAGCCUCCUCCAGCACCGUCCCGCCUCCUCCCAGCAGCGGGUCGGGGGCCACCCCUUACAGCUCCUUCACGCCUCCAGAACAGGAGAUGGUACAGGUGUUCAUCCCAGCUCAGGCCGUGGGGGCCAUCAUCGGCAAGAAGGGGCAACAUAUUAAGCAGCUGUCGCGCUUUGCCAGCGCCUCCAUCAAGAUUGCUCCCCCAGAGACCCCGGACUCCAAAGUGCGUACGGUCAUCAUCUCCGGUCCUCCAGAGGCUCAGUUCAAGGCGCAGGGCCGGAUCUACGGCAAACUCAAGGAGGAGAACUUCUUCAGCCCCAAGGAGGAAGUGAAGCUGGAGACGCACAUCCGGGUCCCGGCAGCUGCAGCCGGACGUGUCAUCGGCAAAGGCGGCAAAACUGUCAAUGAGCUCCAGAACCUGACCGCAGCUGAGGUGGUGGUGCCGAGAGACCAGACGCCCGAUGAGAAUGAACAAGUCAUCGUCAAAAUCAUCGGACACUUCUAUGCCAGUCAGAUGGCCCAGAGGAAGAUCCGGGACAUCCUCGCUCAAGCGAAACAGCAGCACCACAAAGGGCAGAGCGGCCAGACCCAAGCCCGGAGGAAAUGAGCCAAGAUUCCCGACC
This is a messenger RNA of Tachyglossus aculeatus (Australian echidna), 1762 nucleotides long. RefSeq names its product insulin like growth factor 2 mRNA binding protein 1 (gene IGF2BP1). Gene Ontology annotation, cellular component: nucleus; cytoplasm; cytosol. The record is from RefSeq and is a predicted model, not a curated record. The transcript is spliced from 16 exons. Gene Ontology annotation, biological process: nervous system development; regulation of gene expression. Gene Ontology annotation, molecular function: mRNA 3'-UTR binding. NCBI's taxonomy places the organism in Eukaryota, Metazoa, Chordata, Mammalia, Monotremata, Tachyglossidae. The coding region runs from base 1 to 1746 and encodes 581 amino acids.